GGGAUGGGGUAUCUAUCUCUAUUCCGUACAACAGCCACAGUAGCUAGCCAGGAUACCAUCGCUAGCUAGGUGUUUACCUAUUUUUAACGCACAUUUCCCCUUAAAUGAACUUAUCUGAAUAUUGUUGUGACAUCGCCUGGUGUUGCUAGAUCUUUAGAAGAAGUUGAAUAAACAUGAGUGACCUGGGGGACAUUUGUCCCCACCUGGAAUCCAUAGGGGAGGUCACCAAGGAGGACCUUCUGCAGAAAUCCAAGGGAACCUGCCAGUUAUGUGUAGCAGGAGGACCCAACCUCUGGGCCUGUCUUCAGAGCGAGUGUCCAUAUGUUGGCUGUGGAGAAUCCUUUUCAGAUCACAGCACCCUACACGCUCAGACUAAGAAACACAGCCUGACAGUAAACCUGACAACAUUCAGGAUCUGGUGCUAUGUGUGUGAGAGAGAGGUGUUUCUAGAGCAGAGGCCUGCAGUAGUAUCUGCUAUGUCUGCCACUAACACUCCCCACCACUGUAAAGCUAUGGACAACCAGGUACGCCAUCGCACAAAGGAUGCAUUUCAUCAACCAGUGAGUCACCACCGCCCGUUGAAGGCGGUGCCCAUCGCGGUGGCAGAAGAAGAGGGGUCAGAGUCGGAGGAGGAUGACCUCAAACCCAGAGGUCUGACAGGGAUGAAGAAUAUCGGUAACUCCUGCUACAUGAACGCAGCUCUUCAAGCCCUGUCCAACUGUCCUCCUCUCACUCAGUUCUUCCUGGACUGCAGUGGACUGGUGCGGACAGACAAGAAACCUGCGCUGUGCAAGAGCUACCAAAAACUAAUCUCUGAGCUCUGGCACAAGAAACGGCCCAGUUACGUGGUCCCCACCAGUUUGUCCCAGGGAAUCAAGCUGGUCAACCCCAUGUUCCGUGGCUACGCCCAGCAGGUAGGGGCAAGCUCCCAGCAGGAUACCCAGGAGUUUCUGCGCUGUCUGAUGGACCAGCUCCACGAGGAGCUCAAGGAGCCAUUGGCAGAGUUCGGCAGGGGGGGUGAGGGGGACGAGCGGAGGGACGGGAGCGACCGCUCCCCCGCCGAGGACGAGUUCCUCUCCUGCGACUCAGGUGCCAGCAGCGACCGGGGAGAAGGAGGAGGGCUGGGGGAGGCGGGGCUGCUCAUCCAGGAUGAGUGUGGGGUGUCACCGAGGGUGGGAGGAGGGGAGACAGGCACUGGGGGGCGAUCAGGGACAGGAGGACCCAUCUCGGAGAAAGAGAGGCUGAAGGAGAAGAGGGUUUUGGGCUCGCCCCUCCACGGAGGCUCCCAGGAGAUGGACGAGGACGCAGAUGUGGAUACGGCGGCGGCCGAGAAGGGGGCUCUAGAGAGGGGGGCGGAGGAGGAGGAGGGGACCCCCCCUAGACCACAGAGCCCCAGUCAGAGUCAAACACAGGGGCAGAUGCAGAGCAGCAACACUCCAGAGCCAGACAACGAGGCAUCGAUGCAGCAGCGCCCCCAGUCUCGCCCCUGCAGCCCUGUCCGUAUGGUCCAGGAGCUGCAACCAAAACUCUCCUCUAGCCCCCCUCGCUCUAGCACCCUCCGCUCUGCAGGGCCCACAUACUCCUUCAAGAAAGCCCAGCUGAUCCUGGGUGCCAAGAAGAAGAAACAGUCUCUCUACCGCAGUGUCAUCUCAGAUAUAUUUGACGGCUCCAUCCUCAGCCUGGUCCAGUGUCUGACUUGUGACAGGGUUUCGACCACUGUGGAGACCUUCCAGGACCUGUCUCUGCCCAUCCCAGGUAAGGAGGACCUUGCCAAGCUACACUCCUCCAUCCACCAGAACAUCCCAGCCAAGACCGGGGUCUCUCUGGACGUCUACGGCUCCCAGGGCUGGAUCACCUACAUCAUGGACUCCAUACGCAGGUUUGUGGUGUCCUGUAUCCCCAGCUGGUUUUGGGGCCCCAUGGUAACGCUGGAGGACUGUCUUGCUGCCUUCUUUGCUGCUGAUGAGCUCAAAGGGGACAACAUGUACAGCUGUGAAAAGUGUAGAAAAUUAAGAAAUGGUGUUAAAUAUUGCAAAGUACUUCAGCUACCUGAGAUUCUGUGCAUUCACCUGAAGCGUUUUCGUCAUGAGGUGAUGUACUCCUUCAAGAUCAACAGUCACGUGGCCUUCCCAUUGGAGGGACUCGACCUCCAACCUUUCCUGGCCAAGGAUAGCCUCUCCCAGAUCACCACUUACGACCUGCUGUCCGUCAUCUGUCACCAUGGCACCGCAGGCAGUGGUCACUACAUAGCGUACUGUCAGAAUGUGAUCAACGGUCAGUGGUAUGAGUUUGAUGACCAGUAUGUAACAGAGGUCCAUGAGACGGUGGUGCAGAAUGCUGAGGCCUAUGUGCUCUUCUACAGGAAGAGCAGUGAGGAGUCAGUGAGGGAGAGGCAGAAGGUUGUGGCUCUAGCCAACAUGAAGGAGCCCAGCCUGCUGCAGUUCUACAUCUCCAGAGAGUGGCUCAACAAGUUCAACACAUUCACUGAGCCAGGGCCCAUCAGCAACCACACCUUUCUCUGCCAGCACGGAGGGAUCCCACCCAACAAGUACCACUAUAUAGACGACCUGGUGGUGAUCCUGCCGCAGAAUGUAUGGGAGUACCUGUACAACAGUUUUGGAGGAGGCCCAGCAGUGAACCACCUGUACGUGUGUGCUAUCUGCCAGGUGGAGAUAGAGGCUCUGGUCAAACGCAGAAAGGUGGAAAUAGACACCUUUAUCAGGUUGAAUAAAGAGUUCCAGGCGGAGGAGGCUCCUACAGUCAUCCUGUGUAUCAGCAUGCAGUGGUUCAGGGAGUGGGAGAACUUCGUCAAGGGCAAAGACAACGAACCCCCUGGUCCUAUUGACAACAGUAAGAUUGGUGUGAUGAAAGGGGGACACAUACAACUAAAGCAAAGGGCUGACUAUGGUCAGAUCUCAGAGGAGACGUGGCAGUAUCUUCUCAGUAUCUACGGUGGAGGGCCUGAGACUGCAGUGAGACAGACAGUGUCGGCCCCGGCCCUCGACACAGACAGCCUGCACAGAGAGAGGAAGAUAGAGGCAGAGACCAGGGCACUCUGAGAAACACCCACAAUGGUCAUCUGUCUGUCUGACUCCUACACCUGGGUGAAGAUAAGCACCUGGGUGAAGAGAAGAACCUGGGUGAAGAGAAGCACCUGGGGGAAGAGAAGCCUUGUCAGGAGCACUUUGUAAAACGUAGCAACGCGCCUCAUUCUAUUACCAGUGCAGAAGGACAUAGUUGUCAAUUAUCAUCCUACCGUAGUGAAAAGGUCUUAUUUAUUGAAUAAAUCUUAAAAAGAUUUCUAAGUGAAAAAUGUAACAUUGCGUGACACCAUGUUUCUGAUGCUGUUAGCAGCUAUGGUUGGUUAAGUCUAAAUCUAAAGAGCUGCUGUACCAGUGUAGUAGGUGUGUCAUCAUUAAAGGUGUUCAGAUGAGAAGUGGAGGGAGGUAGUGGUGUUUGGGACCAUGAUGCCAAGGAGUGUGACAUCGUCAGUGUUAAUCGCUGCUUGAAGACUCGGGUCAACAUGUACAUUCUUCUCCACACAGGACAUUCAGUGACGACACGGCGCCCAUUCAUUUCUCUUUUCACGAGACAACAGAAGGACUGAUGUAAAAAUAACACAUGUAAAGAAAUAAAGUAUGUUCAGAGUUGAAUGUUCUGCUUCUUUCCGAGGAGGACUACAGUGUUUUCCGAUUGGCGUGACUCGUGCCGUCUCAUCGCAUAGUCAAUUGACGUUACAAUUGAUUUGUUUAAGUCAUACAGAUUAAAGCUCAUCCCAUCAAGACCCCCUAAUAUUGUGUUUACAGACAGUAGGAACAAGCAGAUGAGGGGAUUCUCGCAGCAGAUCUACAGGGGAGGAGAGGACCCUCAGGAGAGUAGCCCCAGGUCAGGAUAUCAGGCUAGCAGGGAGGAAAGAGAGGGGGGUCCAACCCCCAGUCCCCCUGCAGGGAUAGAGGUAGAGGUGACCAGUGUGGAAGAGUGCGAAGGGCUAUAUCUGUCAAAUCUCUAUCACGUCUCGUACUUCUCCCCAGCUCCAUAUCCCAGAAUUCAACACUCCCCCAGGUCACUAGCCUGCACCAGCCUGCACUCGUCUCUCUGCUUGGGGAAAUAUCAUAUUCACCCUUAUCCCUCUUACCAUAAAGGUUCAUUAACCUGCAGUGUGCAUGUUAGUACUGCACGCUAACACAGAUGUUGAAACUUGUUUUCCUUUUCUUUGGUAUCGGUUGGCAGGAGGAUGUUGUUGUGUACCCUCUUAGUAAAAAGGGUUCCAAAAGGGUUCUGAGGCUGUCCCCAUAGGAGAACCCUUUUUGGUUCCAGGUAGAACUCUUUUGGGUUCCAUGUAAAAACCAGAUGGAACCCAAAAAGGUUCUACAUGGAACCCAAAAGGGUUCUUCAAAGGCUUAUCCUAUGGGGACUGCUGAAGAACCCUUUUGGGUUCUAGAUAGCACCUUUUUUUCUAACAAUGUAUAAGAGGGAGAUGAUGUAAUCCAAGCGGGCAUGUCAUUAUGAGCUUCACCUGAGUUCUGAUUCCUUCAGAAUGCCAUCUAGCCAUUUAAAUGUUAACUAACAUACGUUCAAGUGUGUCUGUCUGCUGUAGCAACGCUAUGUAAAGGAUGCUGAAUGACAGUGUUGGAACCUAAAUGUGAAAAGAGAAGUAAAUGUUCUUUCUUUUUUUUUAUAUAUAUUUUUUGGUAUUCCUUUGUUUUUGCCAAUUCUGUAAAGAAGUGAAACCUCCAAGUGUUUUUGCAGAGAAGUGCAAUGAAAACCUUUGACGGUCUAUCUGUGCUCAGACAUCUUAGUUUUUAUUAUUAUUAUAGGUUGCCAAUGGGUUGCUGAAGCGUUGUAACUUAGUUAUGACAGCUGACUAUACAGUGAGGGUCCCUGUGGUACAUUCCAGCGGUCUGUGAUUAUUUUCUCAAUUCACCUCUGAAUUCCUGGUUUGUGUGUCUACGUUGGGUUGUGUACACUCACUUGCGUGUAAGCGUUUCAUUUUCACUGGUAAAUGGUUGAACAUAAAGAUGUUGCUGUGGUGGGAUUGGUUGCAUAGGUAAUGACUCGCCUCAUAUCUUUUUCCCAAAACAAUAAUAGGAGUUAAUCAACUGCUGUUUUUCAAUGACGAGAGAGAGUGUGUCAUAGUGAUGGUGAUCUUUUGUUGCUAUUUGACUUCCGUGGUUGAUCCACACUCAGAUGAUUGUCUGGGAUUGUCUGGAAAACAGAUGUAAUUAUAAAUGAUUAUAUGAUUAAAAGCCUGCUCUAUCUUGUG
Molecule: messenger RNA, 5263 nt
Organism: Oncorhynchus mykiss (rainbow trout)
Lineage: Eukaryota; Metazoa; Chordata; Actinopteri; Salmoniformes; Salmonidae
Gene: usp20
Product: ubiquitin specific peptidase 20
Biological process (GO): protein deubiquitination
Molecular function (GO): cysteine-type deubiquitinase activity; zinc ion binding
Source: RefSeq, a predicted model, not a curated record